Messenger RNA from Penicillium oxalicum, 1770 nucleotides. RefSeq names its product Ytp1 family protein. The record is from RefSeq and is a predicted model, not a curated record. The transcript has 3 exons. Lineage: Eukaryota; Fungi; Ascomycota; Eurotiomycetes; Eurotiales; Aspergillaceae. Bases 1 to 1770 code for a protein of 589 amino acids.
AUGCGAUCUAUAGCUUGUCGCGCUGCUGUCGCAGUCACAGUCCUCGCGUGUCUGGCGACAGCGGUACCGCAUGGAGAUGAUGAGCACAUGGACAUGGACAUGGACAUGAGCAUGGGUGCUGGCGCCGCGGCGAUAACGUCGUCGGCGCCAACGACGCCUCAUGGUGAUGAUGGUCCCAUGAGUUACUUUGCGUACAGUAAACACACCACCGCAAUCAUGGCGCACAUCGCGCUGAUGAUGUUGGCGUGGUGCAUUGUUCUUCCAGCAGCUGUGAUGCUCAGUGUGGCACGAUCCAGACUGGCUUUGCCAUCGCAAUUUUUCUUUCUCGUGGUUAAUGGGGUUGGCGUACUCGCUGGAAUCAUCUACAACAGCCAGACUCCGGACCUCUACGAGAACAAUGCGCACCACAAGAUUGGCUGGAUUGUAACCUGGGUCUUCGGUGCUCAGGUGGUCCUGGCUCUCAUCUUCGCUUAUGCUGGACGCGGCGAAUCGUCCUCAGAAAAAGUGUCCUACGAGCAGGCGACUUUCUUGCCCGUUGCAACGGAAGAGCACGAACACACCUUCCCGGCGCAUGCGACACACGGGUACCGCUGGUCAAGAGACAGCGGCCAGGGUACUGAGCCGGGUUCUCCCACUCACAACUCGAGCUCUUCCUCGUUUGGAUCGCCAUUGGAAUGCGACGAUGGAUUUGAAAAGCCCGAGGAGGAGCUGCCUGUCCAACCCACCCCAGCGCAUGGAUGGUUACACAACACUGUCAUGGACCGCUUCUUGUCCAAGCGCGUUCCGGGGCUGGUCUCCAGCCGCGUUCUGCGCGCCUUCAAUGGAGUGUACAAUGUGGUUGACCGCAUCAUUCUACCCUUCGGCUUUGUCGCUAUCGCCACCGGUGCGGUGACGUACGGUGGAAUUAUGCGUGAUCGUGAAGUGUUCAACGGGCUGGCUCACUUCAUCAAGGGAGGGAUCUUCUUCUGGUAUGGAGUCCUUACUCUGGGCCGCUAUGUUGGCUGCUGGGCCGACUUGGGAUGGGCGUGGAACAAGAAGCCCCCAGCGUCCGUGGUGGGUUGGAAGGCCAAGGUGCCCACGGGCGAAUUUACCGAGUGCUUUGUGAUCUUCCUGUACGGGAUCACCAACGUCUUCCUCGAACACUUGGCAAGCAACGACGGUGUUUGGUCCGCGACUGACUUGGAGCACGUCUCCAUCUCGAUUAUGUUUUUCGGCGGUGGCCUGGUCGGUAUGCUCUUCGAGUCCACACGGAUCCGCGAAGCUCUGAACAAUACUAUUCUCCGCACUCCCGCGCACAUCACUCGCGAUGAGAACUGGCAGACUCCCAAGUCGCAAGGAGUCUCUUUGAACCCAAUGCCUGCACUGAUCAUCCUGCUGCUAGGAAUGAUGAUGGGCUCGCACCACCAGACCAGCAUGACAUCGACCAUGGUCCACAAGCAGUGGGGUAACAUGUUGAUGGGCUUCUCUCUCGCUCGUGGCAUGACCUAUGUCCUGCUGUUCUUGCGCCCGCCUACCUCGUAUCUGCCGGCUCGACCACCCACCGAGAUUGUCGCCUCCUUCUGCCUGAUGUCGGGCGGUUUGAUCUUCAUGCUGAGCACGCGCAAUGUCAUCGAGGCUAUGGAGUACUACGAGGUGGACGCCAUGUUCACCUUUACCGUGGGCAUGGGUUUCACCGCUUUUAUCAUGGCACUCGAGAUCAGCUUCAUCGCGCUGAAGGCAUGGGCUGUGAAGCGCGAGCACCGACCGCAACUCGGAUUCCGAUUUCCCUGA